CGAUUCUGAAUUGUAUCAUCACUGAUUGGGUUUGCCGUUUCUUGAACUUCAUUCACAUGUAAUCUUGUGUCUGGCUUCCGUCACUCAACAUGAUAUCAGUGAGAUCCAUCUGUGUUGUGUGUAUCCAGGAGCUCUUUCUUUUUUUCUCAGUGUAGAAUGACACAUUCACCAAGCAUUUACCACUGUUCUAAGAACCUGACAUGUAAUGAUUCACAUAAACUUCCCAUCCCUGUGAGGUUGUAAGACAAAGAAUUGAAGACACAGAGAAGUUAAGGAACUUGCCCAGGGUCACCCAGCCAACUGAUAGCCAAGACAGGGUUCGAAUGUAAGCAGUCUGGUUCUGGAGCCAAGGUUUUCUUAACACUAUGCUGGGUGGCCUCCGUGAUACCUACCAAGUCUGUGCCUGGCCUUGUGUGGCUUAAAUGAACUAAUGUGUACUUCCAGGACUGGGUGACUGGAUGUGGAUGGAGGGAGACAGGAAGGAGUUGAGGAUGACUGCAGGUUUCUGGCUUGAGUAAGUGGGUGGGUGGCGGUGCUGUUACUAAGAUAGGGAACACAGGAAGAGGAACAGAUGGCAUGGGGGGUGGGGAACAGAGACAAGGGGUUCGAUUUGGGGCCUGCAGAAUUUUGUUUCUAAGGGAUGGCCAGGCAGAGAGACCAAGUGAGCCUUUGGUUUGGGGGAAUCUCAGGCUUAGAUGUGUGAUUAGGACAGCAUUCAGCACCCUGUAGACAGCAUCUGGAGUUUGGGAAAGGAUGGGGUCUCCCAACGGGAUUGUGCUGGGGACAAGAUGCGUGGGUUGUGGUUUGUCCUUGUGUGUUUCUGUGUCUGGGUGCCUCUGUGCUCUGUCUGCUUGUGUAUAUGUGUGUGUAUGCCUGCCUCUGGGCCAUGAGUUCCCGCAUCUCCUGUGAGAGCCUUCAGGUCAGCUGAGAGCUGGGCUGUGUUUGUUUGUGGUUUGACCCUGGGGGGUGGGGGGUGGUGCCAAGCCUGAGAAACUGUUUGCCGAGAAGCCCCCGGAAACACCUGUGCGUCCUCCUUCCCUGGGACCGUUGUUGUUGGAGGGUUGGCAAGUCGGGGAGCUUCUCUUGCUGCUCAUGUGCCUGUGGGGAGAGGCUGUCCCUGGGAUGAAUUUCAUCUAGCAAGUUGGUUGACGGCAUACUGCCUGGGUCUGGGAUCCACAGACUUUGUGGAAGGCUAGGCAAACGGGGAUAGGGGUGUUUAGAAACGACACCUGAGUAGGGGAGAUCGCCAGCCUUCUGGUUGGUUUUUCCUGUUCACUCUCAUUUCCUGUGAUGGCAGUGGGGGAGGGGCUCCCCAGCACUGGGGCCUCUGCAUCGUUUCCCCUUCCUCCUGGUGACCUCCUGGGGCCCAGCCCUGAGUGCUCAGGAGGCACAGAGAGACAAGGUAGCUGGGCUCAGCCCUAAGGACCGAAUCCUUUGGGGAUUCCCAAGCAGUGGAAGGGGUUGUUAUUUGCUGCAGCAUUUAAGGGAAGGAGCCCCAAGUGCCCUCCACUCGGUUGAGGCCAGCCAAGCUGUGGGAAUCUCUGGUUGCACUCCUGUGGAGGGCUGAGACCCUUAAAGGGGAGACACAGCGAGCAGUGUAUCCUGGGAUGCUCCAAGUCACCCAGCUACGGACGGGAGAGCGUCGUCUUGGCCGGCUGUCUGUGCCCAGACCCCAGUGUACCCCUCACCACCAUGACCGGGCUGCUGAAGAGGAAGUUUGACCAGCUGGAUGAGGACUCCUCCUCACUCUGCUCGUCCUCCUCCUCUUUGUCCUCCUCGGGCCGCCACUCUCCCUCCUGCUCCCCGAGCUCUUCGGCCUCCCCGUCUUGGGACUCGGAUGAGGAAGGCCCCUGGGAUCAGAUGCCCUUGCCUGACCGCAACUUCUGUGGCCCCCGAAGUUUCACCCCCCUGUCCAUCCUGAAGCGGGCCCCCCGGAAGCGCCCAGGCCGGGUAGCCUUCGAUGGCAUCACUGUCUUCUACUUCCCUCGGUGCCAGGGCUUCACCAGUGUGCCCAGCCGCGGCGGCUGCACCCUGGGUAUGGCCUCCCGCCACAGUGCCUACCGCCGCUUCUCCCUGGCCGAGUUUACGCAGGAGCAAGCCCGGGCACGGCAAGAGAAGCUGCGCCUACGCUUGAAGGAGGAGAAGCUGGAGGCGCUGAGAUGGAAGCUUUUGGAGGCUGGGAUACCCAAGUCGGAGGCCAGCCUGCCGCUUACAGUGGACACCAUAGAUGAUGCCUCUGUGGAGGAGGAUUUGGCAGUGGCCGUGGCAGGUGGCCAGUUGGAAGAAAUGACCUUCCUCCAGCCCUACCCAGCCCGGAAGCGGCGGGCUCUGCUGCGGGCCUCGGGCGUGCGGAGGAUCGAUCGCGAGGAGAAGCGAGAGCUGCAGGCCCUGCGCCAGUCCCGGGAGGACUGUGGCUGUCGCUGUGACAGGGUCUGUGACCCUGAGACCUGCAGCUGUAGCCUGGCGGGCAUCAAGUGCCAGAUGGACCACACAGCGUUCCCCUGUGGUUGCUGCAGAGAGGGCUGUGAGAACCCUAAGGGCCGUGUGGAAUUUAAUCAGGCGCGAGUUCAGACCCAUUUCAUUCACACGCUCACCCGCCUGCAGCUGGAGCAGGGGGCCGAGAGCCUUGGGGAGCUGGAGGCCCCGGCCCAGGGUGCCACAUUCAGCCCCAGCGAGCAGGUCCUGGCCCCCACGUUCCCACUGGCCAAGCCCCCCGUGAGCAGCGAGCUGGGAGACAACAGCUGCAGCAGCGACAUGACCGAUUCGUCCACAGCAUCGAGCAGCAGCGAGGCACCCAGUGGCUCUGCCCACCCGGCCCUGCCUGGCCCCGGCUUCCAGCCCGGAGUGGACGAUGACAGCCUGGCUCGGAUCCUGAGCUUCAGUGACUCUGACCUGGGUGGAGAUGGGGAGGAGGAGGAGGAAGGGGGUGUGGGCAGCCUGGACAACCUCAGCUGCUUCCACCCAGCUGACAUCUUUGGUACCGGUGACCCCACUGGCCUGGCCAGCUGGACCCACAGCUAUUCCAGCUCCAGCCUCGCGUCAGGCAUCCUGGAUGAAAACGCCAACCUGGAUGCCAGCUGCCUCCUCAAUAGUGGCCUUGAAAGCUUGGGGGAAGGCAGCCUCCCCGGCCCCCUGGUGCCAGCCAUCACGGAUGCCGGCCAGAGCAGCUCAGUGGACCUGAGUUUGUCCUCCUGUGACUCCUUCAAGCUGCUCCAGGCCCUGCCAGACUAUAGUCUGGGGCCCCACUACACUUCCCAAAAGGUGUCUGAUAGCCUGGACAACCUCGAGGCGGCCCACUUCGCCCUGCCUGCCUUUUCUCCCCCUGGGGACGCCAGCACGUGCUUCCUGGAGUCCAUCAUGGGCUUGUCUGAGCCAGCCGCCGAGGCCCUGGCUCUCUUCAUGGACGGCCAGUUGUUUGAGGACACUGCCCCAGCGUCGCUGGUGGAGCCUGUGUUUGUGUGAGGGUUAGGGUGCCUUUUCCCAGCCCCAAGAGCCCUGUUGCUGCUUCAUUGUAAUUGGGGGCUCCCUGAGGUCUGCCUGUAUGUAACGGUCUCCCAUUGGCUGGCUCCCAUGUGGGCACUCCUAAUUUUCAUGCAACACUCUGGAUUUAUUUAUUUAUUUUUGUAACCUUCUGUGCUGAAGCGGGACGGGGGGGGCACUUCCCCUUUCAGCUGCCUGGUCCCCCAUAUGCCCACACCCUCUCUUCCACUUCCAUGGCCGUGCCAGGAGCAGGAAGAAAUGUGGCUCCCCUGGAGCUUUGCAGACUCCUUUUCGGUCUUGCAUGAUGUUCCUAAGCCCAAAGACAGCCACACAGGGCUGAAAUCAGCCACUUCUUAAGGCUUCUUCUGCCACCCUGAGCCCUAGACUCAUGGGUGGCUGAAUUCUCUGGACUGUGAAGACUAUAAUUUAUUUCCAUAAUUUAUUUGGAGACUAGGUGGCUGGCAGGCAAUGCUAGGGUUGGGGUGGGGCACAGACCCCUGCGAGUCCCUUUGCCUUUUAGUCCUGCAGCCCUGCCCUUGCCGGGGCUUUGGUGUAGACCAGGCAUGGAUUUGAGCCCUCUGUCUAAUGUGGCAGCUGCCCUGCUCCGGCUGGCUGAGCAAGCCGGGGCUGGCCUGGGACAGCAUCUGGGCAGGGGGAGGGGCUGGGCUGACCAACCGUGACCAAAACCCUCUUCUGCCCCACACAGCCCCCUCUCCUUCCUGUCCUCUGCCCCAUCUUCCCCCUCCCCAAAGGCUGCAGCUUUUAUUCCAAGCCCAUCAAUGUAGGAGGGGGAAGCAGGAGGCCCAGAGAGGGCAAGGGGCUGCCCCAGGGCCUGUAGCACGCCCCUGACCACUCAGGGCUUUCCAGGCACGCACUCCAGCCUGGUCCACCUGCCUGUACCCUAAGGCCAGUCGGCCAGGGGAGAGGGGUGGCUCCUUAUGGCUUUCAUGCCCUUUGUUUGCAGAUGUUGAAUGUCGCAUCAUGGUUUCUAUAUUGUCCCUGAGUAUUAGAACUGUAAUUUAUUCAUUUUUCUGUGUCUGUGCCAAGAAGCCCAGGCUCUGGGCCUGCCCUCUUGCCUAGGAGGCCUUGCCAGCCUGCGAGCUUGUGGGAACACCUUGUACCUGCCCUUACAGGUACCAAUAAAGAGGCUCUAUUUUUCGGU
Molecule: messenger RNA, 4642 nt
Organism: Delphinapterus leucas (beluga whale)
Lineage: Eukaryota; Metazoa; Chordata; Mammalia; Artiodactyla; Monodontidae
Gene: CSRNP1
Product: cysteine and serine rich nuclear protein 1
Biological process (GO): regulation of transcription by RNA polymerase II
Cellular component (GO): nucleus
Molecular function (GO): sequence-specific DNA binding; DNA-binding transcription factor activity, RNA polymerase II-specific
Source: RefSeq, a predicted model, not a curated record